AUGGCAUCUCAUAUCGUCGGAUACCCCCGCAUGGGUCCCAAGAGAGAGCUCAAGUUCGCUCUCGAGUCUUUCUGGGAUGGCAAGAGCAGCGCCGAGGAUUUGCAGAAGGUGGCUGCUGAUCUCAGGGCAUCCAUCUGGAAGCAGAUGGCUGAUGCUGGGAUCAAGUACAUCCCCAGCAACACUUUCUCUUACUAUGAUCAGGUGCUUGAUGCCACUGCCACCCUCGGUGCCGUCCCACCAAGGUAUGGCUGGACCGGUGGUGAGAUUGGUUUUGACACCUACUUCUCCAUGGCCAGGGGUAAUGCUACCGUGCCUGCUAUGGAGAUGACCAAGUGGUUCGACACCAACUAUCACUUUAUUGUCCCUGAAUUGGGACCUGAUGUGAACUUCACCUAUGCUUCUCACAAGGCUGUUGAGGAAUACAAGGAGGCCAAGGCGCUUGGAGUGGAUACCAUUCCUGUCCUAGUUGGCCCAGUUACAUACUUGUUGCUCUCCAAGCCUGCCAAGGGUGUAGAGAAAUCCUUUUCUCUCCUCUCCCUCCUUCCCAAAGUUCUUGCUGUCUACAAGGAAGUUAUUGCUGACCUUAAGGCAGCUGGUGCUUCAUGGAUUCAAUUUGAUGAGCCUACCCUGGUCUUGGACCUCGAGUCUCACAAGUUGCAAGCAUUUACCGAUGCAUAUGCAGAACUUGCACCUGCUUUGUCUGGUUUGAAUGUUCUUAUUGAGACCUACUUUGCUGACGUCCCUGCUGAGGCAUACAAGACCCUCACAUCUCUGAACGGCGUCACUGCAUAUGGAUUUGAUUUAGUCCGUGGAACCAAGACUGUUGAUUUGAUCAAGGGUGGAUUUCCCAGUGGAAAAUACCUCUUUGCUGGAGUGGUUGAUGGAAGGAACAUCUGGGCUAAUGACCUUGCUGCCUCUCUCGCUACAUUACAGGGUCUUGAGGGUGUUGUGGGCAAAGAUAAGCUUGUUGUGUCUACCUCCUCCUCCCUUCUCCACACCGCUGUUGAUCUUGUAAAUGAGACCAAGUUGGAUGACGAGAUCAAGUCAUGGCUAGCUUUUGCUGCACAAAAAAUUGUUGAAGUUAACGCAUUGGCUAAGGCAUUGUCUGGCAACAAGGAUGAGGCCUUCUUCUCUGCUAACGCCUCAGCUCAGGCUUCAAGAAAGUCCUCUCCAAGAGUGACUAAUGAGGCUGUUCAGAAGGCUGCUGCUGCAUUGAAGGGUUCAGAUCAUCGCCGGGCCACAAAUGUCAGUGCCAGACUGGAUGCUCAACAAAAGAAGCUCAACCUUCCAAUCCUUCCAACCACCACUAUUGGAUCCUUCCCUCAGACUGUAGAACUGAGGAGGGUACGCCGUGAGUUCAAGGCUAACAAGAUCUCCGAGGAAGAGUACGUUAAGUCAAUUAAGGAGGAGAUUCGCAAAGUUGUAGAACUUCAAGAAGAGCUUGAUAUUGAUGUCUUGGUUCAUGGAGAGCCAGAGAGGAACGAUAUGGUUGAGUACUUUGGUGAGCAGUUGUCAGGCUUUGCCUUCACUGUUAAUGGGUGGGUGCAAUCUUAUGGAUCCCGUUGCGUGAAGCCACCGAUCAUCUAUGGUGAUGUGAGCCGCCCAAAGCCAAUGACUGUCUUCUGGUCAUCUCUGGCUCAGAGCUUUACCAAACGCCCAAUGAAGGGAAUGCUUACCGGCCCUGUUACUAUUCUCAACUGGUCCUUUGUUAGAAAUGAUCAGCCUAGAUCUGAGACCACCUAUCAAAUUGCUUUGGCUAUCAAGGACGAAGUAGAAGACCUUGAAAAGGCUGGCAUUACUGUCAUCCAAAUUGAUGAAGCUGCUUUGAGAGAGGGUCUGCCAUUGAGGAAAUCAGAGCAAGCUGACUACUUGGACUGGGCAGUUCAUUCCUUCAGAAUCACCAAUGUUGGUGUCCAGGAUACCACUCAGAUCCACACUCACAUGUGCUACUCCAACUUCAACGACAUCAUCCACUCUAUCAUUAAUAUGGAUGCGGAUGUUAUCACAAUUGAGAACUCUCGCUCCGAUGAGAAGCUGCUCUCAGUGUUCCGUGAAGGUGUGAAGUACGGUGCUGGAAUUGGGCCUGGUGUGUACGACAUCCACUCCCCAAGAAUACCACCAACUGAGGAAAUUGCUGACAGAAUCAACAAGAUGCUUGCAGUGCUGGAGAAGAACAUCCUGUGGGUCAACCCCGACUGUGGGCUCAAGACCCGUAAGUACACAGAGGUGAAACCAGCCCUCACAAACAUGGUUGCCGCAGCAAAACUCAUCCGCAACGAACUUGCCAAGUGA
Messenger RNA from Sphenostylis stenocarpa, 2292 nucleotides. Lineage: Eukaryota; Viridiplantae; Streptophyta; Magnoliopsida; Fabales; Fabaceae. The record is from the annotation of a GenBank genome assembly.